AUGAAUUAUACUUCUUUAGCUCUGACCUCCAUGGAGUGGCAUAAUAUGAUGCAGAGUACAAGAAUUAAUUUCUUCCUCAUCCCUGCUACUGUCUUCACGACUGUCACGCUACUGAUUGACCCCUUUCUCCUUUUCUGCAUCCUCUGCAACCCAUCUCUCCGUCAGGAAACACGUUACCUUCUCCUCGCCAACACCCUCCUGUCAGACGCACUCUUCCUCGUGUUGAACCUGGCCAAUUUGUCCUCCAAUGCCGCAAACUUGGAGAUGCACUAUGCAGCCUGUGAGGUCAUCACUGUCACCACAAUGACAACGUACUGCUCCUCAUUGUUAACAGUCACACUGAUGGUCAUCGACACAUUUCUGGCGGUGCGCUGGCCACUGCGCUACAACCAGAUUCUGCCACCAUCCCGGGUGAAAAAGCUCAUUGGGUUUGUGUGGGCAGUUGCUGCACUGUACCCACUUGUUCUGUUGGUGGUGAUGGAGGUCAGCGAAAAGGGCACCCCCCAGAGUCUGAAGGUGUGUGUGGUUCUCAUUACUCUGGGUUCCUUGGAGAACAACAUAAAGGUGGGAUUUUACAUUUACUUGAACUCAUGGGUGAUUGUCUGCGUGGUGCUGAUCCUCUACUGUUACAUCCGUCUCUACACCAUCACCAAGAGCUCGGGAAUAUGGAGUAGCCGCUACUCACGAGCACGGCUAACUCUGCUCGCACAUGCUAUAAUGUUGCUAAUGUACUUUGCACCUGGGUUGGUUUUUACAGUACACCUGGGACUGUUUGACAAAACGGGCAUCGAAUUUCAAGUGUGGCUCAAUACUGUGAACUUGUCUGUGCUGAUGCUGCUGCCACGUGCUUGUGCUCCCUACUUGUAUGGCCUCCGGUAUCGUAAGAUCUAUGACACAGUGCAACUAUUGCUGAGGAGGAGAUGUCUUAGUUCGGUAACGCAGAGCCAACAGGCCCAGGCCUCAUAAAGGGAGAAAAAUACUUACAUGGCUGAGCAUGAAUGCAAGUUAACAGGGUGCAGAACAAUAGCAGUUAGCAAGCUAAUCUCUAAAAUAGCAUUUAGUGCUAGGAUUCUGGCCCUGUUAUAUUCUGUUUGGAGGUCAUAUGGGGAAGAAUUAACAUUUGUACUAUGCUUCGUAAUGCAUACCUGUCCCUACAAGCUUUCAUUCAUUAGGAGCAACAUUAACAUGUAUGGGUGAAGUAGUUCUUUGACUCAAUAGGCAUGCUAGCACCUCUAAUUCUACAAAGGAUUUUUAGAAUGUGGUGUCAGAAAUGAGAUUCAUCAGCAAACAAUACAAGAUAACAUUUCAUACUUAUGGAGUCAGAGGGUUCGUUCUUAGAGUGUGAGUGUGCAUUUAUAAGAUGCUCAUCAGUAUGUCAGCAGCAGGAUGCUGGCAUUAAGCCAACAAAAACAAUUUCUACUUAAAAAGUUCUAUCUGUAACCACAGGAAUACAGGCAGCGGUUCAUUUAAAAGAGUGUGUCUGUUUUCCUAAUGGAUUCGUGUACCGUGACAAUAUUUUACAGGGACA
This is a messenger RNA of Colossoma macropomum (tambaqui), 1528 nucleotides long. Its product is annotated as probable G-protein coupled receptor 148. Gene Ontology annotation, molecular function: G protein-coupled receptor activity. Lineage: Eukaryota; Metazoa; Chordata; Actinopteri; Characiformes; Serrasalmidae. The transcript has a single exon. The annotation marks the transcript as partial. Gene Ontology annotation, cellular component: membrane. The record is from RefSeq and is a predicted model, not a curated record. Gene Ontology annotation, biological process: G protein-coupled receptor signaling pathway.